GAAAGAGAAUUUCUCAAUAUUUUUCUUAAAACGAAUCUGAGUGGAAGACCUCUGUAGACUUUUCUUCUACAUGGCCGAAGGAUUGUUGCUUACGCUCCCUCUAUUUAACAGCCCUCUCCUUGAUCUAUGUAGUAUGUACUAUUAAGAGUGGAGUCCUUAGCAGGAAGAGACCAGAGAUGAGGAGCAUCACCUUGUGUGUUUCAUUCUUGCUAUCUACUUUCCUGCUUCAUCUAUGUUUGUACCAUGAGGUGGCUUCCGGUGAUCAAAUUAUUGGGUCCGAUAGUAAAGCAUUAGAAACAAUCAAAGGUGGUUAUGGUGGCGGCGGCGGCUAUUACCCUGCUUCACCUCCUCCUCCCCCUCCUAAACCCAUUUGCACCACACUGCCACCUCCUCCUCCACCGCCUAAACCCAAAUGUCCCCAAGCACCACCACCGCCUCCUCCUCCUCCUCCUCCUCCUCCACCACCACCGCCGCCCAAAUGUAACCCACCGCCACCACCACCCCCACCCCCUCCACCACCACUGCCGCCCAAAUGUAACCCACCCCCACCUCCACCACCCCCACCGCCACCACCACCACCACCCCCACCCCCACCUCCACCACCACCACCACCACCACCCCCACCCCCACCUCCACCACCACCACCACCACCCAUAAGUCCGCGAGUUGCAAAAGUGCACCCGGUUGUUCAAAAUUUUAAAUCGAAAAUCCGUGACGACCCAAAGGGCAUCACGAAGUCAUGGAAUGGUGAGAACGUAUGCAAUUACCAGGGCUUUACUUGUGACAACUACCCGGAUGACAAACAUGAACCAGCAGUUGCUGCAGUGGACUUCAACGGCUUCCAUUUUGCCGGUAAGAACGGCCUCCUACCUCUCGUUGGCUUCAUUGACGAGUUACCAGAUAUAACCGUGUUCCACGCAAACUCCAACAAUUUCACCGGCGGCGUCCCCAUGAAGAUCUCCAAGCUAAAGUACUUCUUUGAGAUUGAUCUAAGCAACAACAAGUUAUCCGGCCAGUUUCCAAUGGAAGUUCUUGGAGCCACACAAUUGACGUUCUUGGACCUCCGGUUUAACUCAUUGUGCGGCACAGUUCCACCAGGAGUGUUCAACCUAGACGUGGACGUGAUCUUCAUCAAUAACAACAACUUUGUGCAAAAGCUUCCUGACAAUCUUGGCUCUACGCCAGCUCUUUAUCUCACUUUUGCCAACAACAAGUUCACAGGGCCAAUCCCACGAAGCAUUGGCACUGGCAACAGUUCAGAAAACCUCAUUGAGGUGCUCUUCUUGAACAACCAGCUCUCGGGAUGCUUGCCACCUGUGAUUGGCCGCUUGAAACGGGCAACCGUGUUUGAUGUGAGCCGUAACAUGUUGACAGGUUCAAUACCCCAGUCAUUUCAGUGCCUGGCCAAAAUAGCAUUGCUUAUUUUGGAUAAGAACCAAUUCUAUGGGGCGAUCCCGGAGGCCAUCUGCAAGUUACCUAACUUGUCUAAAUUCACGUUAUCGCACAACUACAUCACCGAAGUCGGCCCCGAAUGCAGGAAGUUGAUAGGAAAGGGCGUUCUUGAUGUUCGAAUGAAUUGCAUUAUUGAUCUUCCAAAUCAGAGAACAAAGGAGGCAUGUGCUAAUUUUUUCACCAAGAACAAGUACCACACCUGCCCCGACGAUAAGAUGAUGUACCAGUCUUACAUUCCAUGCGAGAAUAAGUAUUAUUCAGGUUCCGAUGAUCAUCAACCAACGGUUGCAGCCACUCCGCCAUUGUCCUAUGGUGCUCUUACACCGCAUAAGUUGUGAUUUUCGUGCCCGGAGUUGACUCAUUGACAGAUGGGUCAUCGGGGUGUGUUUCUUUAUUUUACGUCUAAAUUGUUAGUUUAUGUACAAGCAGGCUACGCACCCAUAUAUAUGGAUAAUUAUUUGGCAUCUUGAACAGAUGCCAUUGUUAA
Molecule: messenger RNA, 1939 nt
Organism: Carya illinoinensis
Lineage: Eukaryota; Viridiplantae; Streptophyta; Magnoliopsida; Fagales; Juglandaceae
Exons: 1
Coding region: 177-1790 (537 amino acids)
Molecular function (GO): protein binding
Source: RefSeq, a predicted model, not a curated record